Salmo salar (Atlantic salmon) is the source of this 4405-nucleotide messenger RNA. Its product is annotated as spondin-1. Gene Ontology annotation, biological process: cell adhesion. The record is from RefSeq and is a predicted model, not a curated record. NCBI's taxonomy places the organism in Eukaryota, Metazoa, Chordata, Actinopteri, Salmoniformes, Salmonidae. Gene Ontology annotation, cellular component: extracellular matrix.
CGACAGUCACGGGCGUCCGGUGAAUGCGGGCGUCCGGUGAAUGCGGGCGUCCGGUGAAUGCGGGCGUCCGGUGAAUGCGGCCGAUGGGCAAAAAAGCUACCUGCACGACACUCCGCCACUCUGGAGGGACGCCGGUCACUCGAGUACUCAUUGCUAAUCGGGAAGAAAACGUCACGCAAAGAAUUUUGCACUAUCUUAACGGUAAAAUUGUAUAAUCGUCAAAAGUAAAUAAUUGAGCACACACCAAACAUGUGCCUUGCCAUUAUCAUUAAUACAAGAAAAGACGCAUUAUUGUUAUGAGCGCCUUGCUAUAUUCUAAUUGACUUGUGAGAUCCACCGCUGUGUAAACAUUGGCUGACAGCUUUCCUGCGUCUCAUCAAGAAUGUCAAACGCACCUCUCGGUCACAGGGGUGAUUAGGAAUGUCUGGGUUUUGUUUAUACUCUGCUGCCUUCAUCGCUACAAUCUAGUUAUUCCCUCGUUGCCGGGGACAGCUGUGCUGCUGCGCUUUGCUAUUUCCCGGACCCUGAGAAUUACUCCGUUAACUCAACACUCAAGCUACCUAUCACCGCUUUCCUCUCAGAUCAGUGUAACUGUAUGCUGAAGCAGUGCCAUCGAACUUCGAAACCCGCUCUGUCUGGGAUGGAUUCACCGCGGUUUCUCACACCAUUUAUUACCAAGUGUCAGGGCUAAUAGUUUGCAGGAAUUCCGUAGUUGGGGACUGUGGGGAGAUAAUAUAUCCUCUAUUUUGUUUCCUUUGUAGAGGUGGAAUAAAGAACUUCCCACCACACCAUCAAUAAUGGGAAUAUAUUUGCAUUUGCUGCUUUUGCAGUAUUUUGUCUCCAAUUGUGUGUGCAAUGCUCUCACGUUCGUCGAGGAACCAACAGAUAAGCAAGCGAAGUCGGAUGGGUAUUGCGGCAGGAUUUUACGGGCACAGACACAGGGUACACGGAGAGAUGGCUACAAUGAGUUUCGGCUAAGAGUCGAGGGGGACCCAGAAAAUUACCAACCUGCAAGCACAUACAGAGUGACUCUGCACGCCUCCAGUCCCUCCUAUUUCAGAGGCUUUACCCUUAUCGCUCUGAAGGAGGGGAAGGAAGGAACCACAGAUGACCACUACGCUGGCAAAUUCCAGAUCAUAGAUGAGGAAGAUACCCAGUUCAUGACCAACUGUCCCUCGGCUGUAACAGAGAGCACCCCCCGCAGGAGGACCCGGAUACAAGUGUUCUGGACAGCACCCCCUUCUGGCAGCGGCUGUGUCAUCCUCAAGGCCAGCAUUGUGCAGAAGAGGAUCAUUUACUUCCAGGAUGAAGGCUCCCUCACCGUCAGACUGUGUGAGAAAGAGGCUGUGUUUGGGGAGACCACAGAAAAGCCCCCUCUGGAAUGCUGUGCCUGUGGGACGGCCAAGUACAGAGUCACCUUCUUUGGGAACUGGUCGGAGAAGAUUCACCCUAAAGACUACCCCAGACGUGCCAAUCAUUGGUCAGCCCUCAUCGGGGCAUCCCACUCCAGGAGCUAUGUCCUGUGGGAGUACAGGGGCUUCGCCAGUGAAGGGGUGAAACAGGUGGCAGAGCUGGGGUCUCCAGUUAAGAUGGAGGAAGAGAUUAGACAGAAGGGUGAUGAAGUUCUGACUGUUAUCAAAACCAAGGCGCAGUGGCCAGCAUGGCAGCCCCUGAACGUGCGGGCAGCUCCCUCGGCUGAGUUCUCAGUGGACCGUACCCGUCACCUCAUGUCCUUUCUGAGCAUGCUGGGGCCCAGCCCUGACUGGAACGUGGGGCUGUCUGCGGAGGAUCUCUGCACCAAGGAGUGUGGCUGGAUCCAGAGGCUGGACCAAGACCUCAUCCCCUGGGACGCAGGCACUGACAGUGGAGUCACCUAUGAAUCUCCUAACAAGCCCACAAUACCUCAGGAGAGGAUCCGGUCCCUGACCAGCCUGGACCACCCCCAGAGCCCCUUCUAUGACACAGAGGGAGGCCCUAUCACAGCCUUGGCCCGGGUAGUGGUGGAGAGGAUAGCCCGAAAGGGAGAGCAGUGCAAUAUUGUCCCGGACACGGUGGAUGAUAUCGUGGCCGAUAUUGGCCAGGAGGAGAAGGAGGAAGACGACACUCCAGAGACGUGCAUCUACUCCAACUGGUCUCCGUGGUCAGCCUGCAGCUCAGCCAACUGUGACAAGGGCCGGAGGAUGAGACAGAGGAUGCUGAAGGCCCAGCUGGAUCUCAGUGUGCCCUGCCCUCAUACCCAGGACUUCAAGCCCUGCAUGGGGCCUGGCUGCAGCGAGGAGGAAGUGUCUACCUGUAUGAUGUCAGAGUGGAUCAGCUGGUCUCCGUGCAGUGAGUCCUGUGGGAUGGGGAUGAGGUAUCGGCAGCGCUACAUCAAACAGUUCCCCGAGGAUGGAUCCAUCUGCUCUCUGAACACUGAGGAGACAGAAAAGUGUGUGGUCAACGACGACUGCUCCCCCAGUAGCUGUGUGGUGACGGAGUGGGGCGAGUGGGAUCCCUGCAGCACCACCUGUGGGCUGGGUAUGAAGCGGCGUGAACGCAUGGUGAAGAUGCCCCCCUCAGACGGUUCCAUGUGCAAGGCGGAGGUGGCAGAGGUGGAGAAGUGCAUGAUGCCUGAGUGCAACACCAUCCUGUGUAUGCUGUCUCCGUGGUCGGACUGGAGCGUCUGUAGUGUAACGUGUGGGAAGGGCGUGAGGGCACGCCAGCGAAUGCUCAAGUCUCCGGACCUAGGGGAGUGUACAGAGGUGCUGGAACAGGUGGAGCGGUGUAUGCAGCCUGAGUGUCCUACGGACUGCAUGGUGUCAGAGUGGACGGAGUGGUCCGAGUGUAAUAAGUCCUGCGGUAAAGGCCACACCAUCAGGACGCGCAUGGUGAAGCUGGAACCCCAGUUUGGAGGGGAGCCCUGCAAUGAGACGGUCCAGAGGAAGAAGUGUAAGAUCAGGAAGUGCAAACGGGGCUCCAGGGCCAGCGAGGACAAGAAGAGACGGCGGGGGGGAGAGGUGGGCGGCGGGAAGGAGAAGAGAAGGGGCAAACAGCAAGGACGGGACGCAGCAGUGGAGGAACAGCCAGGUUGUAAGAUGAAGCCCUGGUCCAGUUGGACGGACUGUACCAAGCACUGCGGUGGGGGGAUCCAGGAGCGCUUAAUGGCUGUGAAGAAGAGAGCCAAGAGUGCCCCAGCACAGGUCACCAGCUGCAAGGACAGGAAGGAGAUCCGUGCCUGUAAUGUCCAGCCCUGCUAGGGGGCUCUGCUGUCUAUCUGUGUUUAUCUUUGUUAGGGCUGGGGGGAGGAAGGAGAAGCAGACUGUCAGUGUUGAUUUAGCCUGGGUUGGCAGUCAGUGUGAUGGAUACAGCACCUGUGUGUUGGAGGGAGAUGAGAGAUUCUCCAGAGACUCCAUUACUGUGGAUCACUGGGCUGAGGACGAGACCAGCGUCAGUCAUUAGUCUUAUAGUAGCCUCCUCACCUAGCAGGCCAAUGUAUUACUAUGUAACCAACACUAUACAGUACACAGCACAACUUCACAAUCACACACAACACGUUUUUUUACAAUGUUAUUUUUGUCUUUAUACUACAGUUGUAUUGGCUUUACUAGCUAACACUGACAACACUUUCACUCUUGCAUGUCUAACGUUUCUCAGUCAGAAGACUUCACUGGUAGUGGCCCUAGACUUCAAAAUGUGGCCAAAUGAUGAUGAUAACCAUGUUUUAAAGGGCACUUGCAGAUCUUAGAAAGAUCCACUUCAGUCCAGGCCUCCAGUCUAGGGUAUCAAAAGGAAUUAGCAUUUGGCAUUUUUCCUGCCCCCAAUUUCUUUAUCCGCAUCAGAGUUGAGUUUCACUCCAGCAUUCAUGUAUCAUUAAGGCAGGUCUCCAAACUUCACUGUCCAGUUGAUUUGAGCAUAGUAACCCUGCUGGUUGAACCACAAUACUCCAUACAGGUUGUACAAAGUAUCUCCGUAUACACAGUAAGACUUUUUUGGAAAAUCAGUGUUGAUUGUAUUGAAAUGUUAUUGAAUGAAAAUACCAACCAAGUAAUUCAUAGAAAAUAUUGUAUCCUGUGUUUAGUUUGUUAAUUUGACAAUUAUAUUCCAAGACAAAGCACAGGUGAACAAUCAUUCCAGGUUUUUGUAUGCCUCAAUAGAUUAUUAUUUUCAAGAUAAGGAUCUGUUGUGACUUUAUUCCAUUGUAAGACAUGUAGAGUCUUAAACAUGCCUCGCUGAGUGUGCAUAAUUACAUAUUUGGUUUCUUUUGUCGUUGUAUUUUGAUAAGAAUGUCAGACAAGACUCUCCAAAGUCAUAUGUAGAUGUUCUCUCCAUCAUUUUAUCAGUCCUCUCUCUUUCUUCUUUUGCCUCUACACCAUAUUACUAUUUUGGAAUAAAUCACCUUUACCAUAAAAGAAAACGUGAUAAAUAA